This is a messenger RNA of Nannospalax galili (Upper Galilee mountains blind mole rat), 2340 nucleotides long. It is a transcript of the gene Ccdc82, whose product is annotated as coiled-coil domain containing 82. The record is from RefSeq and is a predicted model, not a curated record. The transcript is spliced from 8 exons. Bases 359 to 1909 code for a protein of 516 amino acids. NCBI's taxonomy places the organism in Eukaryota, Metazoa, Chordata, Mammalia, Rodentia, Spalacidae. Gene Ontology annotation, cellular component: nucleus.
GCGGGAGAGCCUGGCGCAGUCGGGGCCUGGCGGGAACUCCACCCGUUCCGGCCCCUGACGGCUUAGGAGAGGAGCGGGCCGCCGUGACUACGAGAAGGUCGAGGCCACAUCCGCGGUCCUGUGGCGGCGGCCUGCGCAGUCAGCCUGCGUCCCGCCUGCCCUCAACUGCGCGGCCGCGGGUGCGUCCCAGAUGUGGGGAGCGAGGGCUUCUGCGGGGUCUCGGCCUCGUCAGAGGCGCUGGCCGCGGUUUCCGACCGGUCCCCGGCGCGGGCUGUCGGGCUCAGCUCCUCCCUUUUCUUACCCCGUUAGUGUAUUGGUAGAAAUGGCGUCGGGAGGAGACAGCCCCGCAGACGCUUAAAUGAAAAUGGUACAUAUUAGAAGACAUGAGACAAGGAAAAACUCCAAAACCCAAAUGCCUGAGCAAAAAUCUCGAGUUGAUUGGCGGCGGACUAAAAGAAGCAUCUCACAGUUAUUCGAUAGCGAUGAAGAUCUCGAUAGUGAUGAAGAAUGUGGGAGCGAUGAAGAGCUUGAUAGUAGUGAAAGUGUUGAUGGUGAUGAAGAGCUUGAAAGUAAUAAGAAACCUGACAUUAAUGAAGCACCAGAAAAGGAAGCAGAGUAUAGAUUGAUCAAAGUUGAAAGUGAGGGAAGCAGCAAUCAGCAUCUCACUAGCACUGGCAAGAGUUCAGCAGAUGAAGAAAAAAUGAACAGAAUCAAACAUACUGACUUACCAGAUCAUGAAACACAUCCAUGUCAAGAGGGGCAUGAUCUCAACAAGCACACUGGACAAAUCAUAGAAGAAGAUUUAGAAGAAGAACACAUCAAGCCAGGGAAAAGAAAAAGGCUGUCUUCUGUGAUGUAUGACAGCGAUGAGAGUGAUGGCAGUGAUGUCCUAGUUAGAAGAGCGGGUGCUAAACGCCCACGCAGGGUGAUUGAAGAUGACUGUUCUCCAGUGGAAACGGAGCAAGAAAACCCGGAGAAGUCAUUAGCUGCUCGAAAGCAAGAACAUCAGCAGAAGCUGAAGGAACUCUCAGAGAGAUUCCGCCAGAGGCGCAGUAGUGGUAGAGAUUUUGAGGACUGUAAAGAAUCUUGCUCAAGCACUGAUGAUGAAGAGGAUGACAAAGAGGAUGACGAAUCUGAUGAAAAUGGAGAUGAUUAUAUGAGUGAUGAUUUUGUAGUGAAAGAUGAGGAGGCUGACAAUGAUAACAGAAAUCAGCAAGGAGAAAAAUUGUCUACAUCACAACUGAAAUUAGUAAAACAGAAUUCUCUUUAUUCGUUUAGUGACCACUAUACGCACUUUGAAAGAGUUGUGAAGGCUCUUCUGAUAAAUGCUUUCGACCAGUCUUUCCUGGGAACUUUGUAUGAUGGCACCAGGCAAAAAUCAUAUGCAAAAGAUAUGUUAACAUCUCUUGAUUAUCUGGAUAAUCGCUUUAUUCAACCCCGUCUAGAGAGUUUAGUCUCUAGAAGUCGAUGGAGAGAGCAAUAUAAGGAGCAGGUUGAAAGUCAUUUUAAUUUAAGAAUCCGGUCGAAGAAUCCUGAACACUGUUCCUGCCAUGCUUGUGGAUUGCAUCGCCAUUGUAAAUAUUCAGUGCAUCUGUCUGGAAAAUUAUAUGACGAGAGAACUAUGGAGACAGAUGAUUUCAUGUCACAUGACCAGCAGGUAUUUAUUGUUGGCAGAAUUUGUGCUAAUCGUACUAGAAUUUAUCAUAUACUGAAACAUUUUAAAUUCAAACUCUAUCAAGAAUGUUGUUCCAUUGCAAGAAAAGAAGCAGCUGAAGAUGAACAGGUUAAAGAAACAGUGGAAAGAGUCUUCAGUCAGUCAAAAGAACGUGGCUGGAUUAAAAAGAAAUAUGACCAACUUCAAGAACAUCUCAAUUCUGCGGAUUAUUUUCAGGAUGAGAAGUUUGACUGAAUUAUAUCCCAUUUCCUUCAGAGAAGAUUUUAUAAAUUCCUGUAAAUGUAACAAUCAUGAGUCAUGUUUCUUUGUAUCAUGUGACAUAUGGAUUGUAUAUUAUGUGUAUCUUCAUGACUAAAUAAAUAUUUACAUGUUGAUCUAAAUUCGCAUGAAAUGUCACUGUAUGGUCUAAUACAACUUUUAUCUAUGUACAUGGAAAACAUAGCCCUAUGAUUUUAACGUUCAUGAAUGUAUUUUAAAUGUAGGUAACAAUGCCUCAUGAGCAUCAAGUGAAUGAGCUGCUAUGUCCGAUCAGUUUAGUAGAGAUAUGCUGUAUUUAAAAUGUAUUCAAACUGACCUGGAGAUGGUUCAUUCCACAUAGUAUUUGCCUUACAAGCACGAGGUCCUGAGUCAAUCCUCAGAAUCGUGGCUUUUUUUUUUUUUUUUUU